Stegastes partitus (bicolor damselfish) is the source of this 4092-nucleotide messenger RNA. It is a transcript of the gene arhgef18a, whose product is annotated as rho/rac guanine nucleotide exchange factor (GEF) 18a. Lineage: Eukaryota; Metazoa; Chordata; Actinopteri; Pomacentridae. Gene Ontology annotation, molecular function: guanyl-nucleotide exchange factor activity. The transcript is spliced from 22 exons. Bases 264 to 3254 code for a protein of 996 amino acids. Gene Ontology annotation, cellular component: plasma membrane. The record is from RefSeq and is a predicted model, not a curated record. Gene Ontology annotation, biological process: regulation of Rho protein signal transduction.
AGAGAGGAAUGUGGCAUCUUCACUGUCUUCUCUGAGUGGAAGCUGUUGAGAAGGUGUCACUUCCCCUCUCGUAUCCUCGCCCGGAGACACACAGAAAGUUGUCUCUCCCUGCUGCUGUGUUAUUUCUACACCAGUGUCACAAGGAAACCGUAGAAGACAUAACUCGGAAAACAAAAAGGCAGAAGUAUAUAUGAAGAAGCACUGGGGAGAAUGUUUCUCUCCCGGCCUCCAAUGGCUUCCCCAUCUGUUGCCUUAGUCCAGGUAUGACUGUCACCUCCAACAAAUCCAGCCCUCAACCUGCUUCCUCUUCAUACCCUGCCACAAGUCUUAGAUCCGGUCUGGCGCAGAUGGAUGAGAUCGAAGGCCCGCGCUGGAAGCCCUUAACUGAGGACUCUGUGUCUCUGGCGUCCUCCGUGUUGGAGCCUAUCAACCUCGAAGACUCCCAUUAUGCUGCGCUGCGAGCUGAGCUUGAGUCCGAUGCCCAGAAUUUGGAGGCAGAGUCGUGGAGCCUGGCUGUGGACCAGGACUACCUGAAGGACCUGAACAAAGAGGCUAUGAAAAGACAGGAUGUCAUCUAUGAGUUGAUCCAGACAGAGAUGCACCACGUACGCACCCUAAAAAUCCUUCUCCGUAUCUACAUGCAUGAGUUGAAGCAGUCUCAGCUGAUAGAGGUCAAUAAAUUGGAGCGGCUCUUCCUUGAAGUGGAACCGCUGCUCGGCCUCCACCAGCACUUCCUCAACUGCCUCAAAAUGCGGCAAAACCAAAGUCAGGAGGAAGGACAACCAAACAACUACCACAUUACACAGCUGGGCGACAUCCUCAUCUCUCAGUUUUCAGGUCCACUGGGAGAACGAAUGUUGGAGUGGUACAGCGUUUUUUGCAGCCAUCACAGUGAGACCAUCAGCUUCUAUAAAGAGCAGACGCAGAACAGCAAGAAGAUGCAGAUUCUUAUGAGAAAAGUAGGUCAGCUGCCACUAGCGCGAAGGCUGGGAAUCUCUGAAUGUUUCCUGUUGGUGACCCAACGCAUUACGAAAUAUCCAGUUCUGGUGGAGCGGAUCAUACAAAAUACUGAAGCUGACACAGAUGAGUACAAGUCUCUGGUAGAAGCUCUGGGGCUGAUAAAAGACACCAUCUCCCAGGUGGACGCUCAGGUCAGUGAAUAUGAGAAAGCAACUCGUCUGAAAGAGAUCAGCCUGCGUCUGGACUCGAAAUCUGUGGGCCGGCUGAAGAACAACCGGCUGCUUCGCAGAGAGGAUCUGAUCCAGGACAACAGGACGCUGCUGCAUGAAGGCACCGUCACCUGGAAGUUGUCUGGUAGACAAAAAGAAAUCCAUGCUGUGCUGCUGUCAGAUGUGCUCCUUCUCUUACAAGAGAAAGAUCAGAAGCUUGUAUUUGCUGCUUUGGAUAACAAACCAUCAGUGAUCUCACUUCAAGGACUGAUAGUCAGGGAUGUGGCCCAUGAUGAAAAAGCCAUGUACCUCAUCUGUGCAUGUAUCUCCAGCAUGCCGGAGAUGUACGAGAUCCACACAGGCUCCAAAGAGGAACGCAUCACUUGGACGACCCUCAUACGAGAAGCAGUGGAGGGUUAUCGUGAAGAGGAGGCGUACCAUGAUCUGCUUGCUGCACUGCAAAAUGUUCAAGAUAAUCUAAAGGUGAGGGAUGACCUGAUAAAGCAAAGUCUGAAAGAAAAGCAGCUGAUCUUUGCUGCACUCUAUGAGAAAGUGACUUCACAGGAAACCCCCCACAAAGGGCUGCUGCUCCGAGGAGACGCAAAUGACCUCCAGCAGGGGGAGACACUGCUAAAUGGAGCCAUCAAUGAGGUGGAAACCCUACAGAACCUGCUCUUCAUGAGGAUAAGAGACCCAAACCUUCCUCUGGAUGAGAGUGUGAUGCAGGGAGGGCCUUUAGGGGGCCACACCUUUGGAGUGCCAGAUGGUAACCUGAUGGCUACCACCAUGAAUAAUGGAGAUGCAGCUGAUCAGCCGGAUGGCAGCGACAACGGUCUACUGUAUAGCGGUCACACUGGUAGUGAGGACCAACCGCAGGAAAUAUACUACUCGGAUGACAUGGAACAGUCUGCUGAUGACGAAACUGACACCCUCCCAAAGCCAAACUGCAACUCAACCCUCAGUCAUUUCCCUGAGGUGUGUGACAGUGUGAUAAGGCUCGCACAGAGGCUCUACAGCCUACAAGCAAUCAUUGUCCAGCAGGACAGCCGGAUUGAGCUGCAGAACGCCUUUCAGUCAAAGAGCAAGCAGCCCACUCGUCAUUACAGCAACGUGCUGCUUGAGCAGGAGAAGCAGCGCAACUUAGAGAAGCAGAAGGAGGAACUUGCCAAUUUGCACAAACUGAAGGCUCAGCAUCGAGAGGAGCAGCAGCGCUGGGAGAAAGACAGAGAGCGACAGAGGAUCCAGAUCGAGACUCUGGAGGCUCAGCUGCAUCAGAGGGAGGAGGAGUGUGGGAAGUGGGAGGAGAAGCUGAAUGAGGAGAAGGCCGAGCUAGAGAGGCAGAAGGAAAAUUACCAGCAGGACCUAGAGAGACUUAGGGAGUCCACAAGAUCCGUGGAAAAGGAGAAGGAGCGUCUGGCUCAGGACAAGGACCGUUUGGAGCAGCUGCAGGAGAAGUUGAAGUUAAAAUACAUCGCAAACCCAGGACCCUCAAACUAUGAUGAUCCUGCACAAUCUUGGAGUCUCUCCAGCUACCCGUCAUUCAGGGGAAGCAUCGUGAAUGGUGGUGGGACCUUAACUCCAAAGCCCCUCGUCUUGCCCACCAUUUAUUCUGAUUCUAUGGAAGUUCCUCCAAAAGUUCCACCGCGCAAGGAGAGUAUUAGCCCCCAGCCAGUCAAAUCCGAGCUGCCCAUCCACCUGAUCAGCACCACAAACCAGGUGUACAAACCUGCAGCCGUGCAGCAGCAGAUCCCCACCAAGCUGGCUGCUCUGUCCAAAGGAAAGGAGAAAGGCUUUAAGACAAAGGCGUCCCACCAGAGAACACACAGUGCAGCUUCUAUAGAUGUGAACCAGGUGCUGCCCAUCAGAGUGACGGGGAAGGAAGGAGGCAGCCUGAGAGCCAGAAGGACCACCAGUCCUCAAAGGAUCUUCCAAACAGACACCUUCAGACCACCAGGAUCUGCCCAGAGUGUGAAACCGUCGCAAUCCUUCAGUAAAAACAAGUGGAGCGGCGGUGACACACCUCCACCAGCACCACCUCCUUUCCCUAAAGAUGUUCUCAAAAAAGAAAAGGAAAUAUUCUUAUAAUCAUGAACUAUAGACUGGAGUUUGGAUGAGGCCCGUCCAGCUUACAGACUUCUACACAUGGAAACACUGACGGACCUGUGAGAGGACAUUACACGUGUCUUUGUGACGUCUCCGUGUGUCCAGCAUGAAGAGACCAGUUACUAACGUGGUACUUUCACAAUGUAAAACAGCUGUUGCGGUUCAAAUGAGCUGGACCUGAAAACAAAGCAACGGUGAAGAUGUUCGAUAAAGACAAUAUUUUAAAUGAAGAUUUUAUCUCCAAAAAUUUUUCUGAGACUUUAUCAUUUUUAUUUUAAAAGAAAGUAGGUUGUGUAUAACCAUUUAGCACUCACGUCUUAAACUUUCUAUUUUAUUUAAUGAAUGACAAACACUGUGAGGAAGCUAUAGAUUUGACAAGUUUACAUGUGUCUAAGUGCCAAGCACAGAAUUGUAUUUCAGAGUGAAUCAGAUGAUAUUGACAUUUUUACCGCAGACCCCGGACUGUCUGCAAAUUAGCAGGGUUUGUAGAAAAAAAGCAGAGCCUGACUGUAAACACAUUAUUUGUAAAUGUAAAAUGGGAACUGUUGAACUUCUCACUGCAGAUAGUGACAGCCCACAGCACAAUGUCUUCAGGAAUGUUUCGAGCCUGUUUGCAGCCUGCUGAAACACUUGAUACUCAGAAUGGUGUCUGAUAUUCAUUGUUAGAUGUUGAUUUGGAAUAAUGAAACAUUUAACAUUGUGUAAAUAAUUUUCUGUGGUAGAAACACAUUGUCCACUGUCAACUCUUGUGGUUCCAUGUAAAAUAUAUGACAAAUCCCAACUAACGAGUCAUGGAAUAAAAAAAGUGUUUGAUUCAACA